Molecule: messenger RNA, 2040 nt
Organism: Telopea speciosissima
Lineage: Eukaryota; Viridiplantae; Streptophyta; Magnoliopsida; Proteales; Proteaceae
Product: phosphatidylinositol 4-kinase gamma 4-like
Exons: 2
Coding region: 168-1931 (587 amino acids)
Molecular function (GO): protein binding
Source: RefSeq, a predicted model, not a curated record
UCCUAACUUUUAGUUUCUUUGAUCAUUGAGUAGAUCCCUCUGUUUCAAUUCAAUGGCUCAGUCGAUUGGGAUCAUAAGAAAUUCUUGACGGAUUUUGGGGCUUUAGCGCUUCUGUUCUGAAUCAGGGGCACUAGAGGUCCAUUGUUAAAAAAAAAUAAGAAGGAAAAAUGUCUACCGCCGAUGUUGAUCUUAGUCCCAUUCCCAAGGAGUCUGUACUCUCACCUGGCCAUUUCCAUGGCCAAUCGGGUCCUCUUUCGAGUGAAUCGAUAAUGAUUUACCUCACGGUUUCCGGUUCUGUGAUUCCAAUGCGUGUAUUGGAGUCCGAUUCGAUCUCCUCAGUGAAACUGAGGAUCCAGUCGUGUAAAGGUUUUGUUGUGAAAAAGCAGAAGCUAGUGUUCGGAGGUAGGGAACUGGCUCGAAACGACUCUCUCGUUCGGGACUACGGUGUCACAGACGGCAAUGUUCUUCAUUUAGUUCUCCGGCUUUCUGAUCUCCGGGUAAUCACAGUCAAGACUGCCUGUGGGAAGGACUUGGAGUUCCAUGUUGAACGGUGUAGAAGUAUAGCAUACAUCAAACAGCAGAUCGCCAAGAAGGGAAAAGAUUUUGUUGACCUCAAGGACCAGGAGCUAAUCUGUAAUGGAGAGGAGCUGGAGGAUCAGUGGCUCAUCGAUGAUAUUAGUAAAAACAGUGAUGCUGUGAUUCACUUGCUGGUUCGGAAGUCUGCAAAAGUUAGGGCCAAACCCGUUGAAAAAGAGUUUGAACUAUCGGUUGUGGCAUCUGAAUUGAAUGAGGGGAGAGAAUUCGAUGAAGAAGAAGUAGAUGGAGGAAACCAGUGGAGCAAUGGGUCAAAGGAUCUCCGUGUGGUUACUAAGAAACCAGUGGGCAGAGAUUUCAAUUUGCAACCAGUUAUUGUUAAUCCGAAGAUCAAAUUAUCCUCAGUUAUUAGUGAUUUGGUUAGCUCCACCUUUGAUGGAUUGGAGAGUGGAAACCAACCGGUCAGAUCCUCAGAAGGUUCCGGUGGAGCUUAUUUCAUGCCAGAUUCUUCAGGGCACAAGUUUGUUUCCGUUUUCAAGCCAAUUGAUGAGGAACCUAUGGCAGUGAAUAAUCCUCGAGGGCUACCAAUAUCAUCUGACGGUGAAGGUUUGAAAAGAGGGACUAGGGUAGGAGAAGGUGCGUUCAGAGAAGUUGCAGCAUACGUUUUGGAUCAUCCAAGGAGUGGUCCACGGUCUCUUUUAGGCGAAGAGAGAGGUUUUGCUGGUGUCCCUCCUACAGUUAUGGUGAGGUGCUUGCAGGGGGAGUUUAACCAUCCAGAUGGGUACCAGUUUUCUUCUAAGAAUGUCAAGAUUGGGUCUCUGCAAAUGUUCAUGAAGAACAUAGGGAGUUGUGAGGACAUGGGUCCUCGUGCUUUCCCUGUGGAGGAGGUCCAUAAGAUCUCUGUGUUGGACAUAAGGUUGGCAAAUGCAGAUAGACAUGCUGGAAAUAUUCUGGUGGGAAAAGAAGGGGAUCGUACUGUGUUGAUUCCAAUUGAUCAUGGGUACUGCCUACCAGAGAAUUUUGAAGAUUGCACAUUUGAUUGGCUGUACUGGCCGCAAGCUCAUGAGCCUUAUACCCCUGAGACCAUUGAGUAUAUUAGAUCACUGGAUGCUGAACAAGAUAUUGCUCUUCUAAAGUUCUAUGGAUGGAACAUAUCACAUGAAUGUGCCCGCAUCUUCCGCAUAUCUACCAUGCUUCUGAAGAAGGGAGCUGAGAGAGGGCUCACUCCUUUUGCUAUCGGAAGCAUAAUGUGCAGAGAGACUUUGAAGAAAGAGUCUGUGAUUGAGAAGAUUAUCCAUGAAGCCAUGGAUGCUCUGCUACCAGGAAUGAGUGAAUCUGUGUUCCUCGAAUCUGUAUCUCAGAUCAUGGAUCGCUACCUUGAAUUGCUCACCAUAUAGUAGGCAUGCAUUCUGUAGGUAUGUGUAUAUGUGCAUAAUUACCACCUUUUAUGGAUAUCAUUUUUCCCCCUUGACUAUUACUCUAAUCUCUAUCUAGAGUUUGAACAGA